Molecule: messenger RNA, 1298 nt
Organism: Fusarium oxysporum Fo47
Lineage: Eukaryota; Fungi; Ascomycota; Sordariomycetes; Hypocreales; Nectriaceae
Exons: 2
Coding region: 213-1061 (282 amino acids)
Source: RefSeq, a predicted model, not a curated record
UGCCUAUCCGACUGCUUUUGGAAAAGGGUCAGGAGUGUUUGUUCCAUUGCAUUCUUUGCACUGCCUUUGGUACUGCUUUGACUUGGGUCACCUGAUUGCUUAACCUUCCCCUCUCACAGAACUCACAUACCUCACCAGUCAUCUGUUCGGCUUUUGAGAGGAUCAACAGGUCAGUUGCAAUACACUUGCCCAUUGUCAAAACAGCUUCAAUCAUGACGGACUGGAAAAAUGCUGAGUACACUCUCUACUCGUCCCCCUUUUCUCUCUAUUCGAUGAUGGCACGUCACACAAUCCAACUGGGCCCAACGACUCAUGAUGCAACGCCACCAAAAAGCAUCACUCUGCACUUCAUUAACCACAAGGCCCAUGAGAACCUCAGUGAGGAUUAUCUAAUCAACGUCAACCCAAGAGGACAGGUUCCGGCUAUGAAGGGUAACCUCCUCAAAGAAACACUUACCGAGAGUCGUGCCAUCUCUCUUCAUCUCGCAGAGAAGCACUACCCUGCCAUGCUGGGGGGCAAGUAUGAGAAUGUUGUUAGGGAUCUCUUUAAAAGACUGCAUGCUGUAUACGGGUUAUCAAUCAGCAAUCCGAAUCCGACUGCAGAAAUGACCCAGCGGAAUCCUUCGCCAGUUGAAAAGAUCCUCCAGAGGACUGAUAUCAGUCCGCAGUAUCGCGCAGCUCUGGAAGUCAAACUUGCCUUUCACAACCAGCAUAACGCAAUCGCCUUUCAGCCUGGUGUUGUAGCUAAGCAGCGUGCGGAUCUCAAGGCUAUUUUUGAAGAAGUCGUUGAGCACCGCAGACAGAGUGGCUCUUAUGAGGACUAUGAUGAAUGGACUUUUGGCUCUGAUAUUGGACCGACUAUCCUCGAUAGCCAUCUGCUCCCGUUUACCUUGCGCUGUAUAGAGGUUGGUAAUGACGAUCUUGUGCCUCUGGAGUUGCAACGUUGGGCCAAGGUGAAAGAAAAGAGCCCAUCAUGGCAGAAGGUCAUGCAUGGAAAGCCAACUACGUAUCAUCCUUCAAUGGGCCCUGUUGCAGAGAUGUCUGAGAUGAUGACUCUUUGAUGGCACUGCUAUGGUGCUGCUGAUCUAUUUACAAGGAAUACUUCUAUACGUGUUAUCAAAGCCUUAUUUGUCUUAAUAUUUUCCUUUCAGCUCUAGACAGCGACGUAACCUAUUAAGGCGAGGUAAACCCAUGUCCAUUACGCAUGGCCGCAAUGCAACAAUCGAGGACCCAAGUUUUUAAUCGUAUUAAUCUCAAAGUGCAGCGAUACAGACACAUUAUUUAUCUAACUUUCUGAC